Mytilinidion resinicola is the source of this 767-nucleotide messenger RNA. RefSeq lists its product as uncharacterized. The transcript has a single exon. Bases 18 to 542 code for a protein of 174 amino acids. The record is from RefSeq and is a predicted model, not a curated record. Lineage: Eukaryota; Fungi; Ascomycota; Dothideomycetes; Mytilinidiales; Mytilinidiaceae.
CGGCGUUUGAGAAGGCGAUGGAUCAGAUCAACGAGGAAAUGUUUAACGAGCGUGUGCUUCACACAAUGCAAAUUGCGAGGGAGCGCGCGGACUGCCGGCGGGCUUAUCGCCGAGCGCAGAAACUCCUUCAGGCGCAGAAUUUCAACACUCCGAGCGGUCGUGGAACGGGAAUGUCACGAAAGGACUCGCAAGUUCGAGAAGAAGAGACAUCUCCUAAUACUAGCUCUGAUAAUAACUUGACGCUGGGUACGCAUGUUCCAAAAGGACCAGGAGCUGCGCAAAUUCGAGAACAAGAAUCAUCUACUACGGGCAACGCCGGCAGCGAGCGGGCUUUGGGUACGCAAGUUCAAAAAGGUUCGGGGAAUGUGCAAUCUUCACGACAAGAAACGUCUCCGACUAGUCGCUCUGAUCGCCGCAAGCGCGCCAUGAACAAGUAUCUUCUACAACGCUCGAAAAAGGAAGAGACGGUACACUCAGAAAAGCGGGUCGCUGAUACGAAACUUGAGCCCGGAUUCAAGAUACUGAGGAUCGCGAACACUUGAGAAGUAUCGCCCCAACGGUGACGAAGCGGCUCUGCGUGCCACAAGAUGAGAAGAGGAAUUAUGUGGGAGGUGGCACAGUGAGUACUGGAAAAGAGAGAAAGACAUGAUCUGUUGUUUUGAUGUAAGAUUAGGGGGGGGUAAAUUGGACAUGACGAGCACUUCGAAACUGGGUAAUGGGAAUAAAAAAGGAUGAUGUACAGCAGAAUAAUGGGUGAAGCAAGGUGG